AUGGAUUCGCAGUACGAGAGCAAGGAGGUUAAACUCACAGUCGAAAGUGCUGCUGGCGCCGAUGCGCAGGCUGGGGAGCUUGUCGAAAAGUCUUUCUGGCUCAAGACACGAAAAUGGAUUCGAACCAUUGGUGCCGAAGAGCUCGGUAUUGAGAGAAUCCCAGAAGAGUUGCGUACCAAUCAACGCGCAAGCGAUCUCUUCACCAUCUUUUUCAGUGCAAACUGCAAUACCGCCACGCUUGCCCUCGGCUUCUUGGGCCCAACACUCUUUGGACUAGGAUGGUGGGAUUCUUUCUGCUGUCUACUCUUCUUCAACCUCUUCGGCGCUUUAGUCCCAGCAGUAGUCGCUCCAUGGGGCCCCAAAAUGGGCCUCAGGACGAUGAUCAUUCCUCGAUACAGCUUUGGUUGGUGGCCGGCGAAGGUCCUCGCCAUCCUCAAUUGCGUCAACCAAAUUGGUUGGGCCAUGGUCAACGCUAUCUCUGGAGCGUCAGUGAUGUACGACGUUGGCGAUGGUAAAUUGCCAUUGACAGUAUGCGUACUGAUCGUCGGCCUGCUUGCUGUUCUCCUGGGUCUGUUUGGCUACAAGGUUCUACACUUCUACGAUCGAUACUCAUGGAUUGUCAUGGUCAUUUGCUUCAUCAUUGUUGCAGGUUUUGGCGGAAAACACUUCGUUAACAUUCCUAUGGGAUCGGGUGGAAUCGAGGCAUCGAGCGUUCUAUCUUUCGGCACAGCCAUUAUUGGGUUUGAAGUCGCUUGGCUACCAGUUGCUGCGGAUUAUGGCGUUUACAUGCGCUCAGACACCAAGAGCCUGACCUCGUUCUCGUGGUCGUACUGCGGAUGGCUAUCUAGCCAACUCUUCAUCGAAUUGCUCGGUGCGGCCAUUGGCACGCUUAUUGCCAACUCCGAUCCUGUUUUUGCUGAUGCUUCAGGUAUUGGUGGUCUUAUCGGAGCCUGCUUUGGCGCGUACGGAUCCGGAGCUCGUAACUUUGGCAAGUUCAUUGAAGUACUUCUCGGCUUGUCAUGCGUCGCCGUCAUCACCACAAACGUUUACUCCCUCGGGCUGAGCGUGCAGAUGGUGACCCAGAAGCUUCUGGUUGUGCCGCGCUUCGUUUGGUCUUCCAUUGGAAGCGUCAUUUUCCUUGCUGCAGCCAUGGCUGGUCGAGAACAUCUUGAGGAAGUCAUGGAGAACUUCCUUCUCAUCUGCGCCUACUGGAUUGUCCCCUUCUCUACAACUUUCAUCUGUGAGCAUUAUAUCUGGCGCCGUGGCUACAAAUACGACCUAAAUGCAUGGAACGAUCGCACCAAGUUACCGCAUGGCAUUGCUGCAUCCAUCGCCUGGGUUAUCGGGACAGUACUCGGACUUCUGAACAUGAGCCAACAUUGGUGGGUUGGCCCCAUCGCUGCUGGUAUUGGUGAUAGCCCCUACGGGACGGAUAUCAGUUGGAUUCUGGCAAUGUUCGCGACCGCGAUCAUCUACAUUCCCCUCAGGAUGUGGGAACAAAAGAAGUACAACAACUUCUACGUUACAUCGCUCCCAGAAAGUUCUUAG
Messenger RNA from Exophiala bonariae, 1548 nucleotides. RefSeq lists its product as uncharacterized. Gene Ontology annotation, biological process: transmembrane transport. NCBI's taxonomy places the organism in Eukaryota, Fungi, Ascomycota, Eurotiomycetes, Chaetothyriales, Herpotrichiellaceae. The coding region runs from base 1 to 1548 and encodes 515 amino acids. Gene Ontology annotation, molecular function: transmembrane transporter activity. Gene Ontology annotation, cellular component: plasma membrane; fungal-type vacuole membrane. The record is from RefSeq and is a predicted model, not a curated record. The transcript has a single exon.